AUGCUUCAAGUUCAGGUCUUCCUCAAAAUCUCACUUUUACUCUUUUCUCUAUGCAUACAUCAUUCCAGGGUGUUGGCAGACGAUGCAACGGGAUCUCCCAUUGGCAUGCAUACGUGUAACUCAAAGUUUUCAAUAGGCAAGAAUAGUGCAGUAUGCACGGUGAUAUACGAUAAAAAAAUCGCGUAUAACUGCAAGCAUUCAUCUUGUUGGUACAACCAACACCAAUACAUCGAGAUGACUGGCUGCCAGCUCGAGAAAUCUACGAACAAAAACUUGAGUAAACAACAAUGUGCCCAAUACGAAUACCUAGGAACUGCGAAUGGCUUCACUUGCACUAAUCCUGCUGGCAUAACUUAUACAUGCCCUUAUAAGGCAGAUAUUCCGUCUCUCGACUGUACUGAUUGUCAACCCCAAAACUGA
Melampsora larici-populina 98AG31 is the source of this 420-nucleotide messenger RNA. RefSeq lists its product as uncharacterized. The record is from RefSeq and is a predicted model, not a curated record. Lineage: Eukaryota; Fungi; Basidiomycota; Pucciniomycetes; Pucciniales; Melampsoraceae. The transcript has 5 exons. Bases 1 to 420 code for a protein of 139 amino acids.